CACCUAAAAAAAUUGCGCGGAAAGAAACUGGAAAGGAUGAACCAUUUUCAAAACACAAGUUCCCGCCUGUCAUUUCAAAAUUCGCGGUCAAUAUAUCAUCCAAAUAUGGUGAUCUAUUGUGCUCUUUGUCCAAUCAGAUUUUCUGAUUGCCCUUUAAGACUCUUACCUCUGCGCCACUGGUUUGUUUUCUGCGCACAUCGCACAUGUUCCUUUCUUUGAGGGGAAUGUUUUUAAGUUUAGAUCUAGCAUAUCUUCCUAGUGUCUAUGAUUGAUUUCCGGAUUCGCUCCACUCAGAAACGCAGGAUGUGCUCCUGGCCACACCUGAAAGACUUUAAAAAGGCUGAUGGCUUCAAAGUCUUUCGAAAAGUCCACGCGCAUUUCGUCUGCUGCGGCUCCCGUGAGGCAAGGAAACGAAAGGCAAGCUUGUGUCACUGUCACGAAUGUGGAACUUAUUCAAGUCGGCUCCAUUCUUGUCUUAUGUGCGUCUAUUUUGGUUGCUAUACCGGAAACCGGCACAUCCACCACCACGCAAAAUCCACGGGUCACUCUUUAGCUUUGGAUCUGACUCAUGGCGUUAUCUACUGCUUCGUGUGCAGGGAUAAUGUAUACGAUCUGGAUUUGGAGAAGAUUCGUGUCGAGCAAGCUAGCAGAGCUUGGAAAGCUCUUGCUGGACAUGGUCUCAGUAAGUAUGUUCCAUGGGAACCAAGUAAAGCUGAACUACAACUGCUCAGAGAAAACAAGAAAAGAAUAAAGCUAGAAACAAACUCAUUCAUAGGUCUCAGGGGACUCAUAAACCUUGGAAAUACUUGUUUCAUGAAUUGCAUUGUCCAAGCACUGACCCAUACUCCAUUGCUAAGAGACUAUUUCUUGUCUGAUCAACAUGUCUGUGCCGGAGACAAAGACCAGUGUAUUGUUUGUGAAGUUGGCUCAGUCUUUCAAGAGUUUUAUUCAGGACAAAAAGUUCCACAUACCCCUUUUAAACUGUUACAUCUUGUGUGGACUCACGCCCGUCAUUUGGCAGGCUAUGAACAGCAGGAUGCACAUGAAUUCUUCAUAGCUGCCCUCGAUGUACUUCAUCAGUAUUGUAAAGAUGAUGCACCAAACAAGGACAUCUUGGUUCCUAAUAAUCCCAACAGAUGUAACUGUAUAAUUGAUAGAAUAUUUACUGGUGGCCUGCAGUCAGAUGUUACUUGUCAAGCUUGCAAGUGCGUUUCAACUACCAUUGACCCAUUCUGGGAUAUCUCUCUAGACCUUGGAAAUGUUGAUCAUAGUAAUGGCAGAAGUAGUUCUGGUGCAUCAGCUGCAUCAACUCCAGACCCCACCCCUCCAGAUGAAAAUGGUCAGCCAGCCCCAGAGAACAAUCAUCAUGAUGAAAGCUUUGUUCCCAAAUCGCUUAUAGAGUGCUUGAGAAGAUUUACAAGACCAGAAAGGCUUGGAAGUGAGGCAAAAAUAAAGUGUAGUCAGUGUCAGACAUACCAGGAAUCUACGAAGCAGUUAACAAUGAAGAAAUUGCCCAUAGUAGUCUGUUUUCAUUUUAAGCGUUUUGAACAUUCAAAGAAAUCUAAGAAAAUUUCAACGUACAUUCCUUUUCCUCAACAAUUAGACAUGGCUCCAUUUAUGGCAUCAAGGUGCGUGACCCUGCAACAAUGCAUAUUGAUACAGACUUGGUUUAAAUGUGACGAUGCAUGGAUCACGAAAGCUACGUUGGAUGACGUGCUUCAGAGUGAAGGAUAUCUUCUUUUUUACCACAAGAAAGUCCUUGAAUACGAGUGACUACAUAGACGUCUGUUAGAUAAAAAAGGAGACAUCUAAUAAAUGAUUGUGUUCCAGGAAAAUAUACAAUUUGGUCAUUAGUGUUGCCAUGGCAAUGCUUCAAAGCGAUACAGGUCUCCCUGCCAGUUUCGGUUGAGGAACCCAGAAAGGCUUUUGACAAAUUACUUUCUUAGCGAAAGUUGGUGUGUAAAUCUACUUUUUUUUUUCGCUCAUCUGCCAAAGGUCUCUUACAAAGUUUGUUCCGUGAUCUUCAAGGGGCAGCGAAACUUAGAACUUGUUACGAAAAGGUAAUUUAAAAUUUGACUAAUAAAAAAGAUCUUGUGGAAAAUUUUUUUUAUAUUUUGAACACACUUACUAUGCAAGCUUCACAGCAUAUCAAAUGAUAAUAUAAUAGAAAAAUAAAACAGUUUUUGUUAAGAAAUUAUCACCCUUUUUGAAAGUGGAAAUAUGAUUUUACACAAUGACUAGUGAAACUAAGUGUCAUUUUCUGUUUGUUACAUAAUAUAUUUUCAUUUGUGAGAGAAAAAGCAAACCUUUUUUUUCCCACCAAAUUGCUUUCGAGCCUCUAACUUUAUAAUUGUCUUGUUUUCUCAAGUUAGUUUUAUAACUUAAUUUCGUACAUAAUACAAAGCUGUUAAUGAAUAAUAGAUUUAUAAAAACUAUUUGCUAUAAAUAUGUGGGAAUGUAUUUAUUUGAGAGGCUUUCGCUGUAAAACAGUGUUUUUUUUUUCGGUACUCUCCGAUUAUCGAAUAAAAUAACAACUUUGAAAA
Molecule: messenger RNA, 2543 nt
Organism: Stylophora pistillata
Lineage: Eukaryota; Metazoa; Cnidaria; Anthozoa; Scleractinia; Pocilloporidae
Product: ubiquitin carboxyl-terminal hydrolase 22
Biological process (GO): protein deubiquitination
Molecular function (GO): cysteine-type deubiquitinase activity; zinc ion binding
Source: RefSeq, a predicted model, not a curated record